Molecule: messenger RNA, 9789 nt
Organism: Eriocheir sinensis (Chinese mitten crab)
Lineage: Eukaryota; Metazoa; Arthropoda; Malacostraca; Decapoda; Varunidae
Exons: 2
Coding region: 2344-3294 (316 amino acids)
Molecular function (GO): nucleic acid binding
Source: RefSeq, a predicted model, not a curated record
CCGGACCGGCGUUCUCUCUCUCCAUGUUACGGACGAGAGGAGCGGCAGUGUUUGUGACAAAUGACCUGCGUCCAUAUGGUUCGCUUGACUUGCAUCCAUUUGGUUCGCUGUCGUCCUUGGAGGCCCGGAUUUCAAUCCCCUCCCGGACCGGCGUUCUUUCUCCGUGUUACGGACGAGAAGAGCGGCCGUGUUUGUGACGAAUGACCUUCGUCCAUAUGGUUCGCUUGACCUGCGUCCAUUUGGUUUGCUUUCGUCUCCGAAGGCGCGGGUUCACGACCACCCUCACGCAUCUUUGCUGUCACCUACGUUUAUAUGCUGCCAGCUACGCACAUUUCCUGUCACCUACGUUUAUAUGCUGCCAGCUACGCACAUUUCCUGUCACCUACGUUUAUGUGCUGCCAGCUACGCACAUUUCCUGUCAUCUACGUUUAUGUGCGGCCAGCUACGCACAUUUCCUGUCACCUACGUUUAUGUGCUGCCAGCUACGCACAUUUCCUGUCAUCUACGUUUAUGUGUGGCCAGCUACGCAUAUUUGCUGUCGCCUACGUUUAUGGGUGGCCAACUACGUAUUUUUCCUGUCGUCUACGUUUAUAGGCGGCCAGCUACGUAUUUUUCCUUUCUACGUUUAUUGAUGGCCAGAUACUUAUUUUUCCUGUCGCCUACGUUUUUGUGCGGCUAGCUACGCAUAUUUGCUGUCGCCUACGUUUAUGGGUGGCCAGCUACGUAAUUUUCCUGUAGACUACGUGUAUGUGCUGCCUCUAUAGAUCUUUCACUUUGCACUUCUAAUUCUCUUCCUGAUUUUCGUUGGUGGGUCUUACCGGACUUGUAUGGCAGUGACCACUUUCCAAUUUUUUUGGAACGCAUUGAUUCUGUACCACAGUCACGCCUUUCUCGCUGGCAUCUAGAUAAAGCAGACUGGCAGCGUUUUACGGAACUUAGCUCCUCUCUUCGUCCGUUGGCUGACUUUGGAACUUCUGACGAGGCUGCAUCCUAUUUCACUGAUGCCUUACAUUCUGCAGCCCUUCAAUCCGUCCCCAGGACGUCUGGCCAGUUCCCUAAACGUCCUGUUCCCUGGUGGAACGCCGCUUGCACUACUACUGUGCAAGAGAAGCGUGCUGCAUUCUCUCGACUCCGUCGUCACCGUGGGGACCCCCAGUGUUUGGAUGCUUUUCGGCGAGCGCGUGCUCGAGCACGACACACUUUCAAGGAGGCUCAACGAAUUUCUUGGAAGGCUUAUGUCUCUUCCAUCACUACCAGAACUACACUCACAGAAGUCUUUAACAGAGUUCGUAAGAUCUCUGGGAAGUUUGCCCCCCCUUCCCCUCCAGUGUUAUCGCAUGCAGGGGAAACGGUGGCGGACCCUAAGACUGUUGCUGAACUAUUCGCCAAGCACUUUGCCAGUGUCUCUAGGAAAUAUCCUACUACACCAGGGGCUCGUCAUCGCCGGGAUUUGGAAUCACUCGGCGUUAACUUCGCUUCCACCGGAGGGGAAUCUCAUAAUAUCCCAUUUUCUCUCUCCGAGUUGAAGACGGCUUUAUCCCAGUGUCAUGAUUCCUCGCCAGGUCCAGACGACAUCCCUUAUGCUUUCUUACGCCACAUGUCUGACUGUGGUUUUACAUUUUUAUUGGAUCUUUACAAUUUCAUUUGGCGUACCGGUGAUUUUCCAUCUCUGGAGUGUGGCUGUAAUUCUCCCCAUUCUGAAGCCUGGGAAAGAUCAUCUCCAAGCAACUAACUAUCGUCCUAUUUCUUUAACAUCCUGCAUUUGUAAAGUGAUGAAGGUGGUGAAUGUCAGGCUUAUGUGGUACUUGGAGAGCCGGAAUUUAUUGACCCCGGUGCAAUAUGGUUUCCGAAAGAUGCGCUCCACUUCGGAUGCUCUUUUAUCCUUGGAGUCCUCAGUUUGUGAGGCGUUUGCCAAUAAUCACCACCAGGUGACCGUGUUUUUUGAUCUGGAGAAGGCCUAUGACGCCGCUUGGUGUCAUGGAAUUUUACUUAACCUGUUUGAGUUUGGUCUUCGUGGCCGUCUCCCUGUUUUUCUUCAGGAGUUUUUAUCUCAUCGUCUUUUACGGGUUAGAGUGGGGAGUACUCUUUCCGAGGUUUGUCCACUUGAGGAUGGUGUACCACAGGGAAGUAUUCUCAGUGUUACGCUAUUUGCUGUGGCUAUUAAUGGAGUCGUUGGUGUCCUGCCUGAUGGAGUUCAUAGCUCCUUAUAUGUAGAUGAUUUAUCCAUUUCGUUUUCUACGGCAAGGAUGUCGUUGAUUGAACGAAAAAUGCAAUUGACUAUUGAUAGUCGCCAAUUGGGCAAAUACGCGCGGUUUUCGAUUUUCGUCCUCAAAGACAGUAGCUAUGCAUUUCUGUCGUCUUCGAGGCGUUCAUCCGGACCCUGACUUAUAUCUUGGUAAUAGGCGACUGUCCUGUGUAGAGAGGACUCGUUACCUCGGUCUUUUAUUUGAUAGCCGCCUAACCUGGGUACCCAAUUUACGUUACGUUAAGGCGGUUUGUCAGAAAGCCCUGUCCCUCCUUCGUGUUUUACCUCAUACCUCUUGGGGUGCAGACAGGGACACGCUACUCCUCCUCCACAGAACACUCCUCCUUUCCAAGUUGGAAUAUGGCUGCGAGGUAUACUCCUCCGCCAAGGAGGCUCACCUACGCGUGUUGGACUCAGUACAUCACGCCGGGGUCCGCUUGGCUACUGGUGCAUUCCGGUCUUCACCGAUACCUAGCCUCCUCGUGGAUGCUGGCGUCCUGCCUCUGGAUUUGAGACGCCAGUCCUCUCUAUUCCGUUGCUGGUUCAGCGUCCAACGUAUUCCAGAAUCAGUUCCUUGUGUGUCAAUUUUGCGGGAUUCCCGUUCGCCUGCAUAUGAUGAGCGACCUAGUCUCCCUAAACCUUUUGGGUUUCGGGUAGCGUCUGCCAUGACACCGCUGUCUUUCCCUCCCAUUCCUAUCUGCCCUUAUCGAGUACCUAGGGUUGGAUACUGGCAGUUGCCCGGUGUAUCCGUGUGUUCUCACACUAUAGAUAGUAAGAGGGAUUUACCGCCAUAUGCGUCCCGAGCCUUAUUUUUAGAGCAUUUCACUGAACACUCGGACUCCAUCCCUGUCUUUACUGAUGGCUCUAAAUUGGAUGCUGGAGUUGCCUUUGGUGUUGUGUUCCCCUCCUUCUGUCGGGGAGGUAGUCUUUCUUCUGUUGCUUCUGUAUUUACUGCAGAGCUGUCUGCAAUAGUCCUCUCUUUACAGAUUAUUUUUACGCUUUCUGUGGACUCUUUUAUGAUUUUUAGUGAUUCUCGUAGCGCUUUCUGAGCUGGGCUCCUUUACUCCCUCUGUUAAUCCCCUAGUUUUAUCUGCUCUCGAGUGGCUGUAUUUGCUCAGCAACAGGGGAUAUCGCGUUGGGUUUUGUUGGGUUCCAGGACACGUUGGCGUACACGGGAACGAACGAGCUGAUGGACUUGCAAGGGAGGCAGCAGCUAGAGCUGCCCCUCCUAGUGCUGUCCCAUGUACAGAUGUUUCCAGAGAUUCGCAAGGCAAUUCUUGCCAGUUGGCAGGAGAGGUGGAAUGCUCGGGGUGCGACUUCCAAAAUGGGAGAGAUUACCAGGACUGUGUCUCGUCCUUGGUCAUACGAAAGUGUCCGUGACCGUCGCUCGCAGACAGCCUUGACCCGUCUUCGGACGGGUCAUACGCGUCUAACACAUGGUUACCUCAUGUCCCGGGGAGUGCAGCCUUAUUGUGAUGACUGCUUGGAUCCCCUGACCGUGCGGAACUUGCUGGUCGAGUGCCCCAGUUUGGGGGACCUGCGAGUGCGAUACCUGUCGCAGUGUCGGGGAGAAGACGGAUCAUUCCGCCUCUCGCUAAUGCUGGGAGGGAGAUGCCUUUCCCCGGGACAUGAGGUACUUCUCUUUUUGGAGAAGGCUGGCCUUCUCCAUAAGUUAUGACCGUUUUCUGUGUGAUUUGUUUCGUCUCGUUUUGUUUGGCUUUGCUCUUAGUUUACUUUUUUAGGUUCCUUUUUUAGCCCUUUUAGUUUAGUUUUGUUUUCCUUUUUUUAGUUUUUAACUCAUUGAAUGCGGCGCCAUAUGACCCUGGCUGUUGCGGCGCCUAAUUUAAAUCAAUCAAUCAAUCAAUCAAUGGCAUAGUCCAUUUGCGGCAGUUUACGGAUAUUUCCGGAGGCAAACAUUUAUUUGUGGGCAGCACUGCAGUACAUUUGCGGCAGCCUACGAAAUAGAAUUCGUUGGGCCAGGUACUUUGAUAUACAUAGAUAUUAAGACCACACAGACCCUAUGGUCCAGACUGGGUGGUCUGUCCUUAAACGUAUGAGUUGAAGGCAGGAGCUGGCGGCUAGUGCAGAGGCCUUCAACUUUAAUUCUUUCAACUUGCGGACAUGUUCCAGUCCUUUCUAAAGUUUUUCGGCCGUCAGGAGACACAACUCUGUGUCGGCCCUUUACAGCCCUCCUUCAGAUCCUACCAAGGAGGACUUAGAGCGUCCGCCGACGCCGCUCUAGGAGCCCAUACCUAUCGACGCCCCACUUUAAAGGCGAAGGGAGUGUCGGAGCCCUCAACCUCUCAUGUUCCUCUUUGUCACACUUGUCGUUCGCUACCCAUUCUCAGGCUCUGGCGACUACAGAGAAAGGAUUUGGCCCCUCUCUCCUUCUGUCGACAUGCUUAGCUCUGGUCGACUGAGUGGGGGAGCACCUCAAAUUACUCCGUGAGGCUCCAAAUCUUUUCCCCACUCUCAGGACCCUGUGCAAAGAUGCCUGGCAGCUGAUACACCACCAAUCAAGAUAAUGGUGCCCCAAGCGUCAGCUCCUCUCCAGCAGCGGUCAGCCAAGCCACAAUAAGACGUGCUAACAAUCCGCCUAUUGAAGGGGAGGGUUGACCCCGUUUGCGUCUCUCGCAGGAAGCAGGAUUCCAUGCAAGAGCACUACCACCGGGGGAAAGCCAGAAUAGAGGAGACAACUCAGUGACUCUCCGUUCCCAGGCAGGACGCAUGGGCAGGGAAAGGAUGGGCACCCGCGGUCGUCAGACAAAGGCUGACCUGGCCUUGAGCCUCUGAUCACGGGACGAGUUUCCUCCAAAGUUUACGAAGGUUCCCAUGAACGUUUUCCUUACAAAGAGGCGUAAAGAGAACGGUUGGGAAAGUUUUUCUCUCCCGUGUUUUCACUGUGCCAAAGAAAGACCUAAGCUAAUCGAAGUCAUACAUCAAAACCUUCAAAUUUCGAUUGCUAUCGCUCCAACAAGUGAGGUUACUGCUCCGACAACAUUACUGGUUGUCAGCACUUGAUCCGCAGGACACUUACUGGCACAGUCCCAUCCACCCUCGUCCCGUUGGUUUCUCGCUUUCCAGGUUGGAGAGGUAACUUUCAGUUUGCCAGGUUUCCACUGGGACUCGAGGUUGCCCACGGUAAGGCUAUCUGAGGUUAUAAACCUUGGCUUCAAACUCUUAAGUGCUUCAGUUCCUCACCAUGUCUCGCAGACGAUGCGAAUCCCUGUUGGGCUUCUUCGAUUCCGGGUUCCUCCCUUUUUUCUUUAGGAGUACCCCAACCUGGAGGGCAAGACUAUCUGCUUCGACAACUAUAACAUGACAGCGAUCCAAUGCCGCGCCAAGCAUGGCAUCUCCUGUUCAUGAAAACCUGCUGUCACUGUCGGAACAAAUAUCUGCCCUGGCGGCAUUACGUCGCAUUUCACUGUCAAUCCACCAGCUCCAGGGGAAAACAACGGGUGAGCAGAUGCUCUCUCCCGCUUCAAGAGGUCCUCAGUGGUACGGACCUUAAAAUGGGAGUGUUUCGAGAAACUAUGCAUUGAGGGGGGGACACCGCAGAUCGAUCUCUUUGCCUGCAAGUCACCGUCCAGGCUUCCCGAGUUCCUCGUCAGAGGUGUUCGGAAAACGGAGGGCGGUCCAGACGCUUUUACCGAACAAUGAAACAGGUGGGACUUUUUUUUUUGUCCCCUCCUCCAGGCACCAGCCUAGAAUGGAAAGUGUUGCAUAGCCCGAAAUCCUUCAGGGGCGGGUUAGUUGUUAUUGAUAGCGUAGUGGUGGUCAUCACAACCAUGGUUCACGGUACUUAACCAGUGGUGCAUGUCCUCCUCCCCCGCCAGAAGCUCAUGCUAUCGAGGAGAUUCGUCCCGGCAGACACUUUUUUCCACGCUGGCACUUCACGCAUAGAGUUUCUCAGGCCUGUCAAGCACGCAUCGUUCCCUCAAAGGCCGUAUAGGACAUGCUUUCCUCUUUUCGUCCUUUCUCUUCUCUUAAGACAUUACGAAUCUCAUUGGAAGGGUUUCCGAUCCUUCGUGAGGGUAUGACAUAAAUAAAUAAUCACUGAGGUAAGUCUUGGAAUUUCUUUUUUGUCUUUCCCACAUUAAGGGAAGACUUCAUCUUCAAUUGCAACUCACCUUGCCGUCCUGGACCCGGAUUCAUCGAUCAAUCUUACCAACCACGCCUCUGGUAUCUCUCGCAUUUACCGGAGCGCUACCAGAGCUGCGGCAUCUUUCAACCGCGGGAUUCAUCAACGGCAUGGUAACGCUCCGGUAACUCGCACCCUAGCAACGAUUGGUUGGGCUGGAUAGCCAAUCACGUGCGACCUUUCAUAAUGUAUUUGGGCUUUCACGUGUCGUUUGUUUACUAAUACACAGACUUCAAAAUCAAGACAUGUGUAUUGUACAGAGGGAAAUACUGCCUUAAAACAAAUAAUUAGCGUUGUAAUCCCUCAAUAAGAUGUGUUUUUCACGAAUGAAGGCACAUUACUUGUAUAUUUAUCUUGGAAAUAAAAAUAUAAUCGCUUAUACAAUAUUCUGCACGUUUCUGUAUGUUACCUUCAUAGUUUCCGUCAUUUGGUGAGCAUUCUGUUGCAUAUGGAUAAUAAUAAUGAAGGUUCGGCGACGCUAACGCCAGAGGCGCGCCUCACUUUCAAAACAUGGCGCCAGCUGUGAAAAGAAGGCGGCCCAAUUUCUCAAACUAGGAAAUUUUAGCCCUCAUCACAGGGGUGAGGCAAAGAUGGGAAAUCCUCACAGGGCCUCUGUCCUCCACCGCUGCAGCCAAGCAUCGAGCUUGGGAAGCUGUGGUGGAGGAGGUCAACGCCGUGAGUGGGGUUGGGCGCAGCGUGGAGGAGGUGCGCAUGAAGUUCUCCGAUUUCAAGCGCCACACCAAGAAGUUGGGAGAAUUAAGACGUGAGGCGACUUGCACAAGUGAGAAUAUAUCCUCUGUAGUGUUUUAAAAAACAGUGAACAGUCAUGGAGGAACAGUUCUCCAGCCUGUAAUAGAUUUCACAUUUUUGAAAUUUGGUUCCUUAUUACCUUAUUAACUUUUAUUAUCUGAUGUUCCUGAUUCAUUUGUAUAUUAUGCUAUACAACAAAGCUCGUUCUGAUGCUCCUGGCAACAUUGGGAGGCAUAUUGGAGUGUCUCGGUGUUAACAAACUUAUUAACUUUGUUGAAGUUAACUGCAAUAAUGUUGGUGUUAUACAUUUCAUUGAAUUUAAUCUGUAUAUAAUAAUAGUAUAUUUUCCUCUUGGUAGCUUUUCCGAUAACUCAAAUUUAAUGUAGUUUUUUAUAUUCUUUAUGUCCUUCAAUAGAAGUAGCCAUCAUGGGUGACUUUACCUCGAAUUCCUUGGUACCAGAGAGAACACCUGUCAGUAAAAAAAUACUCCACUUCAUGAACAAUUUGUGGACUGCUUCACUUCUUAGGGUCUUCACUGGUGGAUCUCUGCCCCGACCUAUGUUUCAUCUUGUAACAUACUGGAUUUGGAUGGGGCUAGAGUAGGAGAUGUACCUAGAUAUAUUGGGCAAUUUUACCAAAUUUGGUCACUGUCUGCUAAUCUUCCAGUAAUAUUUCCAGACCAGUCAGUAGGGAAGUUAGCUCUAAUUGGCUAAAUAUGAAUGGUAUAGUGGUAAAUUCAACAUAAUUAGCUUCUUAUGGCAUGAUAGUGAUUGAUUAUGAAAUCUGCAACAGCUGUGUUAUGCCACAUUAUCUAGACUGAAGCUCUCAACAAGUCGUCCUUGCCUUGGAACAUUUCAAGUACCCUAAGGACAGGUACUGAAACUACUUUUUUGUAUUUUCAGUUGGCCCUUGAUAGAUCCCUCAUCAAUAAGAUGAAAAGUUCCCCAAAAUCCUUUAAUCAUUAUAUUAGAAUAAAAAACUUAGCACUCAUUCCGUGGGUCCUCUUAGACUAGCUAAAGGUUAUGCAACCGCUGAAUGUGAGUAAUGGCAGACAUUCACUAGAAAAUUUUCUUGUUUAUAUUACCCAUGAAUUAAAUACCCCUUUCUCCUAUCAACUGUCUGACUCUUCUGUCACUAACAUAACUAUUUCCUUUGAAGUGGUAAGGCAAAGACUAUUUUCUCUAGACAUUAAUUCUAUCAUGGGUCAUGAUGGUUUUCAUCGCUGUCUUUGCAGUCCCUCAUCCCUCUAUUAAAAACAUCUAACUUAUAGGGUUUAUAUGUUAACAAACACAGAUAACUGUUUAUAUCACUAAUUAUUGUUUUUCAAAUAUUAGAAUAAUGCAUAAAGAGGUAAUAAGUUAAUAUUUAAGUUAGUGCCGUCACUAUGCCAGGGGCCACUUUUGCGGAACUUUGGUGGAAAUAGCUGUCUAUUUUGGCAAAGACAGGUAUAACAGUGUUGGGGUAGUUAUUCAGGUAAUGAUUCAGAAUAAGUUUAUGCAUAACUGCAUUGCCAUGUACUAUUUUUUUAACAAAAUUGUACAGGUGGCGGCUCUGUACAAACAGACACCCUUACCGAUGCUGAUGCAUGGCGCAGGUGCUGGACCCUGCAGUUGUAGCGGGUGUGAGAUCUGGUUUAGAAUCAGAUCCUCGUCCAACACCUUCUGUGUCUGCAGCUGCUGCAGACACAGAAGUGUGUAGAAUCUUCCUUUCGGAGGAUUCUAUGACACCCGCACUUCUGCAAGGCCCAUCACAGCCCCCUCCUCACCAUCCCUGCCCUACUCCUACUCACCAGCUGGCCCCUGAAUUGGCACGUGUCCACCGUGCCCCAGAAACUCAAUCUCCCCCUGAUGUAGGAGCGGCACCUCACGCCUCCACCAGAAGACACAAGAGGGUUAAUCCACCAGUUGGGCCAAAAAUGGUGGAAAUUCAAGAAGAUAUCCUUCUUGAAGUGAGGAGGCUGAGUGGUACUAUGGACUUUUAUUAUUUUGCAUUUGUAGCAUAACAUGAAUUAUACCAUAAUCUAUUCUGUUAAGGUGGAUCCCUAGAUCUUACCUUAGUAUAUUAAGACACUGCUGACUGGCUGUUGGCAGGGAGGGUAUCUGACAAUUUUGGCAUCUAAAACACUAUCCUAUAAUCAAGAAAUAUUAGUAUUCCUUUACUUAGCUCAUCUGAUAUAGAUAAGUUUAUUUUGUUGAGAACAUUGGAAUAAGCAGUGAUUCCACAACUAUUAACACAAUUUUCCAUCCUCAAUUGUUAAUAAUUACGGUGAGUAGAAGUCAGAGAACAACAUUUAAUGAUAAUAUAUACUUUCAUUUUUUAUCAAUAUUUCCAGCCAUCGUGGAUUCACAGCUGAAGUGAAUGGACUAUAGGUAUAAAAACAUUCUAAAUCAAUCAGUCAAAGUGGCUGCCCUUCCAUUUCUCAAGUAUUAAUAUUCCUUUUGAAUAAAAAAGUCUUUCCUUUUGUUAAUGCAGCAAUUAUUUUGCACACAUGUGUAUGCAAAAAGACACCAAUACAGUAAAAGUCCAAUCAUCCGAAAAUCGCAGUGGUAUGAAUUUGUAGUUUGUAUAAAGUGACUUAGAAGAAAUGUUAAAAUUAAAAGCAUUACAAAAAAAUACAUAGAAACACCAAAGGUGCCAAGCCGUGGGUACAAGA